AUGACUUCCCGCCAACCCCCCAGCGUGACGGACGCCCCCAUCUUUGACAUGUGGCGCGACUACAUGGACCUGGCCGGUCUGCUGCUGCGCAUGCGCAGCGGACGCCUGACGGAUGCGGAGGAUCAAAAGAAGCCGCCGCCUGCCGCGGCGCCCGCUCGCCGCUCGACCGGCAGCCUCACCGGGGGGCGCAAGAGGGGGCCACCGGACUUGUGCCACUUCUGCAAGCAAAACGGAGAGGCGGCCGACGUCUACCGAUCCCACAAACUGAAGGCGGACGACGGCAAGGUGUUGUGUCCUGUCCUGCGGAGGUACACCUGUCCCAUGUGUGACGCAACAGGAGACCACGCCCACACGCGCCGCUACUGCCCGCUCGUCGCGCGUCAGCAGGUGAACAUCCUGCCAGCUGCCAAGUUCUGGUAG
Molecule: messenger RNA, 420 nt
Organism: Nerophis lumbriciformis (worm pipefish)
Lineage: Eukaryota; Metazoa; Chordata; Actinopteri; Syngnathiformes; Syngnathidae
Gene: nanos2
Product: nanos homolog 2
Molecular function (GO): RNA binding; zinc ion binding
Source: RefSeq, a predicted model, not a curated record